AUGGAGGCCUAUUUGGCGUCGACGUUUUCGGCGGUGAAACAGGCGAACGCUCUGAUUAGAGACACAACGACCUCGAACGACGUGUCAAUCGACAUUGGGCCUGCUUCGAGACGGCUCACUUAUGAUAUAGAGGCCGUGGAAAAAGAAAUCUCAGCACUGGUAGCUGCUCAUCCGGACGAGCUGGUCGCUCAUGCCGAAGCCAUUGAAGACGUGGCGGAAAUGACGAAUAAAAUGACUCCUGAACUACACAAUGUUUCGAAUGCCUACUCGAAGCUAGAAAAGGACUUUGUCGUUCCCUUUGAACAGGCCCGGGAUGCCCACAAAGCCGCUAUCAAGCUCGAGCAGAUGGCCGGACUGGCCCGCGCGCUAGCAUGGUACCUUCAUCUAGCAAAGCAGAUUGAGGCUGGUCAAGAAGAGCGUGCCUCGCUCGACACUGUUGUUCAAGCUGCCAAAUGCUACCCCCAGAUCAAGCAGUUGAUCGAACAAACCCCGAGCCUGGCCGGACUGGCUGUGGUGCGACAACUCGAGCCGACGCUGGCGCCGGCAAAACAGCGACUGGAGACAGUGGCUACGGCUGCUGUGCGCGAGGGUAUCGAUAAACGUCGUUUGUACAGUGGCCUCACUGCUUUGGAGGCUUUGGACGUGGACAUUUCUACGACAGUUGACACCAUGCUGAAGGCUCACAUUGGAACAUCGGUCUUACAACUUUCGCGAUCGUCAAGCACCAGCUCGGAAGCAUUCAACGAUGCAGUUGCCGAAACAAAGAGACGAGCCAAGACGUUAGGUCUAAUUGAGGGCAUUCUAGCCGAUUUGAACCACCCGACCACUCCGCUAGUCGAUUACUUUUGGACUCAGGUUGCAAAAAAUAUGGACGUGAAGCUGAAAACUAUGUCUGUGGCGAAUCAGGCUGCCAUAAGGUCUAUGAAUGUACAAAAGAACCGGUUUCUUAAAACCCUGGAUUCGGUCCCGCCGCUCCAGGCCGUGUUUGAGAAAUACAUUACCGGCGGUUGA
This is a messenger RNA of Wickerhamiella sorbophila, 1011 nucleotides long. RefSeq names its product Conserved oligomeric Golgi complex subunit 5. Gene Ontology annotation, cellular component: COG complex. Lineage: Eukaryota; Fungi; Ascomycota; Dipodascomycetes; Dipodascales; Trichomonascaceae. The record is from RefSeq and is a predicted model, not a curated record. Bases 1 to 1011 code for a protein of 336 amino acids. The transcript has a single exon. Gene Ontology annotation, biological process: intra-Golgi vesicle-mediated transport.